CGACAGCAAAUUCUGGAAGGGAGGAGGGAGAGCUCAGAGAUUAAAAUCUAUUUAUCAGAAGGGUAGCACGGCGUUUAUAGACCAUAUCAACCACCAUGGAAACCACGGCGAGUCCCGCGAGGGAUAACCACAGAAUGAACCGCUACAAGAACAAAGCGCUGAACCUGGAGGAGAUGCGCCGGAGACGCGAGGAGGAGGGGAUCCAGCUGAGGAAACAGAAGCGCGAGCAGCAGCUCUUCAAGAGGAGAAACGUGGACAUGCUGAAUGAGGAAGCAGGCCUGUUGGAAAGUCCCCUCAUGGACUCCUUCAUCAGCUCUUCCACUACAGGGGAGGGGGUCAUCACAAGGAGCAUGGUGGAGACACUGUUUUCAGAAGAUCCCGAACUCCAGCUCGCCACAACACAGAAAUUCAGAAAAUUGCUGUCAAAAGAGCCCAAUCCGCCCAUCGACGAAGUCAUCAAUACACCUGGUGUGGUGGAGAGGUUUGUGGAGUUCCUGAAGAAAAGCAUCAACUGCACAUUACAGUUUGAGGCAGCGUGGGCGCUGACCAACAUCGCGUCGGGAACGUCCCAGCAGACCAAAAUUGUGAUAGAGGCAGGCGCGGUGCCCAUCUUCAUCGAGCUCCUGAACUCAGAUUUCGAGGACGUGCAGGAACAGGCCGUGUGGGCUCUGGGGAACAUCGCCGGCGACAGUGCAGUGUGCAGAGAUUACGUACUCAACUGCAACAUCCUCCCACCGCUGUUAAUGUUGCUGACCAAGUCUACCAGGCUGACCAUGACCAGGAACGCAGUCUGGGCACUCUCUAAUCUGUGCCGAGGGAAGAGCCCGCCCCCAGACUUUGAAAAGGUGUCCCCCUGUUUGCCGGUUCUGUCCCGGUUGCUGUUCAGCAGCGAUCCGGACCUGCUGGCGGACGCCUGCUGGGCCCUGUCCUAUCUCUCAGACGGGCCCAAUGAGAAAAUCCAGGCCGUCAUCGACUCGGGGGUCUGCAGGAGGCUGGUGGAGCUGCUCAUGCAUACGGACUACAAGGUGGCCUCACCAGCACUCAGAGCGGUGGGCAACAUCGUCACAGGCGAUGACAUCCAGACACAGGUGGUUCUGAACUGCUCCGCCCUGCCCUGUCUCCUGCAUCUCCUGAGCAGCCCGAAGGAGUCCAUCCGCAAGGAGGCCUGCUGGACCAUCUCCAACAUCACAGCGGGAAACAGAGCUCAGAUCCAGACGGUGAUAGAUGCAAACAUAUUCCCUGUGCUGAUCGACAUCCUGCAGAAGGCCGAGUUCCGCACGAGGAAAGAGGCGGCGUGGGCAAUCACAAAUGCCACAUCAGGCGGGACUCCAGAGCAGAUCAGGUACCUGGUAAAUCUGGGCUGCAUCAAGCCGCUGUGUGACCUGCUGACGGUCAUGGACUCCAAGAUCGUCCAGGUGGCGCUCAACGGGCUGGAGAACAUCCUCAGACUCGGGGAGCAGGAGGCCAAGCAGAACGGCAGCGGUAUCAACCCCUACUGCGGCCUCAUUGAGGAGGCCUACGGCCUGGACAAGAUUGAGUUCCUGCAGAGUCAUGAGAACCAGGAGAUCUACCAGAAGGCUUUUGACCUGAUCGAGCACUACUUUGGUGUGGAGGAGGAAGAUGCCAGCCUGGCCCCACAGGUGGACGAGAACCAACAGCAGUACCUUUUCCCACAGCAGGAGGCGCCCAUGGAGGGCUUCCAACUAUAACGAUCCCUUCCGCUUUGCCUCCGCCAUACGUCCGCUCCCCUCUCCCCGACCCCCGAACCCCCCCCAUCUCCACAUGCCUCUACAAAACAGUACCACAUUACCCAGCCUGGCCCAGAAUGGGGGUGAUCCAGAGCCCCAGUACUCAGGCCCAAACUUGCGAAGAUGAGACGAAAAGCAACAGGUGACAUCACAAAAGAAUCCAGGCUGCCAGCCAUUAUUAAAACAACCUUUUUUCAUUUUGUCAGGUUUUUUUCCUCUUAGUCAAACUAAACUGGACCCCUCUCCAGGCUAGGGACACAGAGGGACAUUAUGACAGGGCCACCAUGCUCAAAGGGGUAUGAGAAUUCUAUGGGGAGGAUUUUUUUUUUUUUCUUUUUUAUGGGGGGAUACCUAGCACUAUGAAAAAAAUCCUUGCCUGGUAGCUUGCAGGAAAUGAUGUCGUUUCAGUCAUACAAAAGUGAAUUCCCUCAGCCUACAUAAAAACAGUUUGAGAGUUAUUUAUUCAGCCCAGCAGCCAAACAUUGCUCUCAGACCCUACGCUUUUUUGUCGUCAAUAUAGAGUGAGUUUGGCGAUGAAUAUAAAAGGCUUU
This is a messenger RNA of Megalops cyprinoides (Indo-Pacific tarpon), 2299 nucleotides long. Its product is annotated as importin subunit alpha-7-like. Gene Ontology annotation, biological process: NLS-bearing protein import into nucleus. The transcript is spliced from 14 exons. The record is from RefSeq and is a predicted model, not a curated record. Bases 96 to 1709 code for a protein of 537 amino acids. Lineage: Eukaryota; Metazoa; Chordata; Actinopteri; Elopiformes; Megalopidae. Gene Ontology annotation, cellular component: nucleus; nucleoplasm; cytoplasm. Gene Ontology annotation, molecular function: nuclear import signal receptor activity; protein binding.